AUGUGGAAGAGUGUUGUCGUCUCGCUUGCCCUGCUCUCCGGAGCCAGGGCUGCGGCUGUAGAUGCGCCGUUCAGCAACUACCAAGCCAAGAUCAACGCGAGCCCCCGCAAUCCAGUCUACCCGAUCGACUCGGUCGACAAGAUGGAGUCGUCCGCGAUGCCCAAUGUCGACACCUGGCUGCACAAGAAGAUCGAGACCAACAAAAACAACAACUGCACGCUCGACAACGCGGCCAUCCGCAAAGAGUGGAGCGACAUGGCCGAGACGGAACGUCAAGAGUACACGGGCGCCAUCAAGUGUCUGAUGAAGCUGCCGCCCAAGUCGGACAAGACGCGGUUCCCGGGUGCCAUGAGCCGCUACGACGACUUUGUCGCGUACCACAUGACGCAUGCGAUGCAGCUGCACGACAACAUACACCUGUUUGGCGCGCACAAGUACUUUGUGUGGCUGUUUGAGCAGGCUUUACGCAACGAGUGCAACUACACCGGGUACCAGCCCUACAUGAACUACGACCGGUAUGCCGAAGACCCGGGCAACUCGCCCCUGCUCAAUGGCAACGCGUCGAGCAUGGGCGGCAACGGCGAGCCUGACCCGUCGUACAAGGGCGUGCCGCAGUACGGGCGCACGCCCAACAUCAUCAAGUCCGGCGGCGGCGGCGGCUGCGUCAAGAGCGGACCGUUUGCGGACAUGGUAGUCAACCUGGGCCCGACGUCCGCGUCCACGGGCAGCAAUCUCCCGAAAAACCCGCGGGCCGACGGCACGGGCGCCAACCCGCGCUGCCUGCGCAGAGACGUCAAUCGCAACGCAGCCAUGGGCGCCACCAACGAAAAGGCCUACAGUCUCUUGCAGAAUACAAAAAUGGACAAGUUUUACGACCAGCUGCUUGGCUCGCCGAUUCCAAAGAACGACCCUUACCCCUGGGGCAUCCACACGGCCGGGCAUUACAUUGCAGCUGUCGACCCGGGCGGCGACCCUUUUACGUCACCCGGUGAUCCACUCUUUUACUUCCAUCAUACUUCGUUGGACCGCUUGUGGUGGAUUUGGCAGAGUCAGAACGUGGAGGAGCGGCUAUACGCUGUGCCGUACUCGAAUGCGACCAUGCAGAUGAACAUGAAGAGAGACACAGGAGCGGUGAACACAGCCGGCGCUGCUGGAGACGACACGAACCCGUUGGAGUCGUUGGUGGACAUGGAGUGGCUGGGCCCGGCCAUCAAGCUGCACGAGACGCAUGACCAGUUGGGCGGGAACGGUGGCAAGUUCUGUUACAUUUACGUGUAG
Messenger RNA from Sporothrix brasiliensis 5110, 1278 nucleotides. RefSeq lists its product as uncharacterized. The record is from RefSeq and is a predicted model, not a curated record. Lineage: Eukaryota; Fungi; Ascomycota; Sordariomycetes; Ophiostomatales; Ophiostomataceae. Gene Ontology annotation, molecular function: oxidoreductase activity. The transcript is spliced from 2 exons. Bases 1 to 1278 code for a protein of 425 amino acids.